AUGGCCGCCGCCGCGACUCUGGCGCUCCAGCCGCUCGACUCGCGGCACAUUGCCGUCCUCGACGACCUCGCGUUCGCAGUGGUGCGCGAUGUCUUUGCGCCCGGAGGAGACUUUCAGCGUAUCGUGCCCGGCGCACAGUUGCCGGCCAUGGUCAUGGACAAGGACCUGCGCACACGCUUGAGAGCGGACAGGGCCGAGUUCCGCGCGCGACUGGGUAGCCUCAUGGACGAGUACAUUGCUGCCAACCAGCCGGUAUCCGGCGACGUGCGCGACUGGCUCCUCGACGCAUGGACGGCCGCCGCGUUCAGCACGCAGAUCAACAUCCAGAUGGGUCCCAACGGCCACGUCGAGACGGUAGCGGCGCACAAGCUCCCUUAUGCGAAACCGCUAGACGGCAUCGAGGAUCUACUGGUCGACAUUGGCGACGAGUCCAACAUUGCGCUGCUCGGCUUUGAUAACAACUUUUGCGAGGUCAAGCGCGCCGACGACUGGCAGGUAUGGCUCGGGCCCAUCCGCUUGGUCAAGCUGGGAUGCAAGACCUGUGCCAACCUAAAGUGGCGCUGGAUUGCGCAAAAGGACCAGCUGAAGGGAAUAGACUCACAAGGCGUCAAGCCCCGUGGCGCCAUUGCCGCCGGCACAACCCUCUGGGGGGAGUUCUCAGAUACAAUGGAUCUUCAGUGCACAUGUGCUGCGGAUGCCAAGGCCGGUCUGCACGCCAGGAAGAAGCCUGGUCCCAAGCCCAAGGGAACCAAGGGCGACAACAACAGAAGAGCCUCGGGGAAGGGUGUCAAGCGGCCGUUGGAGGAGACACCACCCUCACGGCCAUCCAACAACAAGAAGCGCCGCGUGGCCUCGUCCUCGCGCAUUGUCUCGUCGUCACGCAAGGACUCGUCGUCAUACGAGCCCGAAUCGCGGUCUCCUUCUCCUGCGCGCCAGCCGCGAAACAGCCUCGUCGUCCCCGUCGUGGGACCGCUUCGACGCCGCCUUCCGUCCGAGACCCCCUCAGCACCGGGCCGCGAGUCGUCGGCGUCAGAGCUUACACCCUUUGUUUCCAGCCAGCUUUCGUCGCCCGCCCAGUCGUCCCCGCCAAGGCGCCCUCAAGAAGAUGGCGAGGUCAAGCCCGACUUGCAUUCCAGGUCUGAAGAGACACCAACCCCGACGUUCCCCGUGUCGGCUACUCUGAUGGUAUCCGCUCAGGUCGGCGGGCCAUCAAUGUUGGCCCCGACUCCUUCGUCGGCGCAACUGCCCACACCGGGACCGGACCAGUCGGAAGCGGCGGCCACCACGUCGGUUGGCGUCGGUACCGCCUCGACGUCGACGCCGUCGCACAGCCGCGGCGUUGCCACGCAUUCGACUCCUACCGCUAGUCGCGGUGUCGGCACUGUGACGCCGACGCGUCCAGAGUACGCGAGCGUUGGCGUGGCGGCCACUGCAUCGCCGUCGAAUGCGGGCCGCCAAGUCGGACACGAGACCGAGGCGAUGCCAGAGAAACCCGAGCCAGGCAAGACGGAAACGAUCGCGGAUGGCAGCACCAACACGACGCGCAACCGACCGCAGGAGGCCAAAGCCAUUCUCCACGCGUACAGCCGCAUCGAUGAGCUUGUCGCUCAAGUGGCCGCGGCCGACAGAGCGCUGGAGAAGAAGGACAUGGAGAUUUCGCGCCUCAAGGCCGAGUCUCGCAACGAAGUGGAGAGCCUGAGACGCCGCGUGGAGCAGCAAGACGCGGUCAUUCGGGAGGAUCGCAAGCGGUGGGAUGAGGACAGGCGCGGGUGGGAGGUUGCGAUGCGAGACCUGCGCGAUGAGCUGGGACGGUCGAAACACGAAUAUACCGAAAAGCUCUUCAUCCAGCGCGAACAGCACCGCCAAGAACAGCGAGACGGGUGGAACGCUGCCCGCGAGGCGCUCGUCAAGGACCACCGGGAGGCGAUGGACGAGAUGCACCGUCUGUUUUCCGCCAAGAUGGACGAUGACGCUCUGAAGUAUACCGGCACGAUUGAGCGUCUCGAAUCCGAGUUGCGCCACACAAAGGAGGACUAUCGCAGACUCGCAGACUCUGUCCACCGGGACCACUAUGGAAACGGGAACGGUGAUCCCAAUGGGUACUACCACCCCACUGGGACGUCCACGCCCAACCAUAACCGCCCUGUUCGGCCACAGCUGUCGGAUCUCCUGCACCCCAGCGGCCACAACACGCCGCCCGUCCACUCACGGCCCGUAACUGGUACGACCGUCCCCGAAUCCGCACCUCGCCACAUCCCGCGCGCAGCCCCGGCCCCAGCCCCUGCCCCAGCGCAACAACCUUCCAACAGCUUCUGGCGCGUCAGUACCAGCAGCAGCGGUACGAGCAGCAGCUCGAGCCAAGGUCAAAGCCAUGGCCCCGGCCCCAGCCAUACCCCGACGCAGACCCAGUUCUCGAUUGGCGGGCAGUGCUACGCCGCUGCUGCGCCAGAGUACGACGACCCCCGCAUGCGCGACGACCAGCACCGCCGACACAGCUACAGCCACCACGACAUGCAUGCGCACGCGCACCACGGGCCGCGCUCGCCGCCGCCGCAGCAGCCGUCCCGCGCGCAUGCUCACGCUUACGCCCAAGGCCGUCACCACCACUACCAGUAG
This is a messenger RNA of Apiotrichum porosum, 2616 nucleotides long. RefSeq lists its product as uncharacterized. The coding region runs from base 1 to 2616 and encodes 871 amino acids. The transcript has 8 exons. The record is from RefSeq and is a predicted model, not a curated record. NCBI's taxonomy places the organism in Eukaryota, Fungi, Basidiomycota, Tremellomycetes, Trichosporonales, Trichosporonaceae.